UGCUGUAAAUAUAUUAUAUUUGCAGAGGGAAUGAUAAUGUGUGAAGCCGUUUCUGGUGAAUGGAUUUAAAUCAGCUGAAAUGUCGGACUUACUUUCUUAUUGAUAAUAUUCUUUUUCAUCUGAACGCCCAGAUGAACGGCAGCGUACUCUUCGUUUUUGCCUCAGAUCAGUGACUUAUUUUUUUAAACAGACGAGAAAAGUGUAGAUAAUAAUUCAGCACCUUUAAUUUACAGCAGUGUGUUACAAUAUGAUAUAAUGCAAUUUGUUUUUAUGCAGUCAUUUUUAUAAGUAAAUUAAUGUCGAUUUUAAGUUUUUGGUAGAGUAGCAUUUGAUUUUUUCAAAUAGUGAUUUUUUUAUAACAAGUUUUUUUUUUCUAAGUACAUUAUUCUAAUCCAAAACUUCAGACAAUGCUUAUAUUUCCUAUAUAUGUACAAUUAUAUGUACACUUAUGGGCAGAAAUGUACAAUGCAAAGUUACCUCUAAAAUGUUUUUUAUGUUAUUUUCUGUUUGUUAUUUUUGAACUGUGUCCACUCGCUGGUCUUCACAGACGCUCCUCCGUGUCCAAGUGAAACUGCAGUGAGCAUGAACCUCAGCCUCCCCGACCAGAACAUGCACACCUCUGCCGAAGGCUGCAACGACGACGACAAGCCCGACCCCAUGUUACCUUGCUUCCGCAGAAACGUGUACGACGAGCCCCUGUCCUCGUACUCCAACAGCUCCAUUAUCUCUCAGCUCCUUCGUAAGACGAUCCAAAACAAGAGAGCCUUGGACGAAAGUCCGUUCUACCUUUCGGGCUCCGCUGCCGCCGACUCCGGUCAGGAGGACCGGAGCAGCGUCUCCUCCAAGGACAGCACCGUGGAGGCCACGUCCCCCGGAGCUCACGUGUCCACGGGAAUCAACCCCGACGGUGAACAUUCCGUGACUGACCACCUGCAGGCCAAGAGAGCCAGAGUGGAGAACAUUAUCAGGGUCAUGGCUAAUUCUCCAAACAGCAGGCAGCACGGAGAAGCUGAGAGGUCUGACGCUGAAGUGACCAGAGAGACCAGGGAGGUGUACAGGGAAAACAAGCGCAAACAGAGGCUGCCCCAGCACCAGGAGCACAGCGUCGGAGGACCAGUGAUCAGAAGAGUCGGCGGCAGUCACAAUGAUGGCUGUAACAGCAAAGAUGAGGAGUGUCACAAGUUGAAGGAGCAGCUCCACAGCAUGCAGAGGCUGCUGCACCAGCUGCAGGAGAAGUUCCUUCAAGUUUACCAUCGAGAUGAUGUCGAACGUGACGACAGAGAUGAGAUGGAAAUCCACGGUGAGCGCGACAGCCUUUCAGAAACCGCUGGGUCGCGAUUCGUAAGUGUGGGGAACGAACAAGCAAAGGACAAGGACCAAAGGAAGGAAGCGGUCCAUCUUGUGAACCAAAGAGAAAACCAGAACCUUCAGGAGAUGCUGAAGCAGGAGCUCUCCAGGGCGGUGAAUGAGUGUGUGGACAGGGUGUUCCAGAAGGUUUCUUCCACGGGCGUGGACAUGUCCCCGCAAGCACGCAUGUGCUCAUCUCCUGAGAUGCAAAUGAGUUCUGGUGCAGACAGGAAGAUCCAGCAGGUCGGCAUCACACCAGAACCGCCUGAGUCUGAGGAGUCCACUGUCAAACCCUGCUCUCUGGAGUACUACGAAAACUCUGCAUCCCAAAGUCCUCAGGACCAGACCGAGGCGCUGUCACUCGUGGUCCGCAAGCCCCCGGUGACCCCCAUAAGCACAAUCACCUCCAGCGUGAAACGGCCCUAUCCAAUCCAUCAGACUCCAUUCCAGUUCAACUACAGCGCCCCUCUGCACGACAGUCACAUCCUGGAGCAUCUUCUCAAGUACGGCCCUCACGCCAGCUUCGGGGCUCUGUCCUGUCUGCCCCCGGCUAUGGACAGUACCUCCUCAGACUCAGUGGACCUGCCCUGGGACACCAUCGCCAUGAGGACCAAGGUGACGCCGGGCCACCUGGGCCACCACUCCCGCAGUUCAGCACUGGGGGCAGUGUCCGUGGACAACCUGUGUCUGCCCCAUGUCAAGAUUGAAUGUGGGGAGCUGCAGAGCAUGGCUGAACGGAACCCCUACAUGUCCCUCAAUAUCCAGGAGGGCCUCACCCCCAGCCAUCUGAAGAAGGCCAAGCUCAUGUUCUUCUACACCCGCUACCCCAGCUCCAAUGUGCUGAAAGCCUUCUUCCCUGACGUCAAGUUCAACCGCUGCAUCACCUCUCAGCUGAUUAAGUGGUUCAGUAACUUCCGGGAGUUCUACUACAUCCAGAUGGAGAAGUUUGCGCGACAGGCCAUCGUGGACGGCGUCAGUGAAGUGAAGGACAUGACUGUGAGCAGGGACUCCGAGCUGUUCCGGGCCCUGAACAUGCACUACAACAAGGCCAACGACUUCCAUGUUCCCGACCUAUUCCUGGAGGUGGCGGAAAUCACGCUGCACGAGUUUUUCGACGCCAUUUCUGCGGCCAAGGAUUCGGAUCCCUCGUGGAAGAAAGCCAUCUACAAAGUCAUCUGUAAACUGGACAGCGACGUCCCCGAGGAGUUCAAGACUUCUUCUUACUUGUAGGCAGAGGUGUCAAAAUGAAGUUUCAGAGGUCGGUCAGUGGAGAGAGUAGUGACACUAGAACUGUUUUAUCCUUUGCUGUAGUGCAGUGAUCAACCUGUGGUCUGCGGGCCCAAUCUGGCGCGCCCAAAUGUCCAAUCCGGCCCGUGAUGAAAUUCCAAAAUAAAUAACAAAUAAGAAAGUUAGACAGAAAAAAAUAUUUUAUUUUCAUUCGUAUUUGAAUGUACAGUGGCCCAUAAAAGAUUCUGCCACAAAUAUAGUUGUUGCCCUCUGAUUUAGUGAAUUUUGGUGAAGUGAUGAAUCAUUAUUUUGUAAAUAUGUAAAAAGGAAAUAAAUAAAAAAACAGUCAGAAUUUAGGUUUGAAUGUGCAACUAAUUUAAACCUUUGUGGUUUUACUUUGUAGCGUAGGAUUUUUUUUUUAACAUAUCGUGUUGAAACACGUGUUUACAACGAUGCUGUCUUUUAUGUCAAAGCCUUAUUCACAGUAGCCCGAUUUGGGAGACGUAGUUUUUUUUACAUAGCGUUUUGUGAGUUGCGUACAAUUUCGUCGUGGCGUCGUUUACAUUUGUUACACACUUGAACAAUGUGCAUGUGUUGGAAAAAAAAAAGGUUUCUUUAUCUUUGACUUUUACUGAAUAUUAAAGACGAAUUACUGUAACAGCAGCAGUGUUGCUAUUUAUUUCUGCAAAAAUCUCAGUAACGUGUAAUGUAAAUAUUUUAAAGUUUUAUAAGGAAUAAAAACAUUUAAAAGAUCAGAUUGACGCCGUGUUCUGUCUGUCAUGUUGUGCUCCUCCAACGCUUGGGCCAUGAACGGCGGAGCACUGAGCCCCUAAGGUGCCUCUAAUCCAGGUCCAGCAGCCAGCUGUUCACUGUUCACCACACUCUGCUCUUCUCUUUGUUCAACCGAAGUCAACUUUCCGAGGCCCUCAUUCACCGGGCGGCUGCUGCGGCUGCGGACAACGGCCGUGUCUUAAAAAACAGCCACCAAGCAUUCCCUGAUAAUGACCAAUGCCCGAGGUGACCUCACAUCACGGUUGUGCCAGACAAGCAA
Molecule: messenger RNA, 3625 nt
Organism: Cynoglossus semilaevis (tongue sole)
Lineage: Eukaryota; Metazoa; Chordata; Actinopteri; Pleuronectiformes; Cynoglossidae
Gene: prox2
Product: prospero homeobox 2
Exons: 4
Coding region: 583-2577 (664 amino acids)
Biological process (GO): regulation of transcription by RNA polymerase II
Cellular component (GO): nucleus
Molecular function (GO): RNA polymerase II cis-regulatory region sequence-specific DNA binding; DNA-binding transcription factor activity, RNA polymerase II-specific
Source: RefSeq, a predicted model, not a curated record